Molecule: messenger RNA, 2038 nt
Organism: Phymastichus coffea
Lineage: Eukaryota; Metazoa; Arthropoda; Insecta; Hymenoptera; Eulophidae
Gene: eIF3d1
Product: eukaryotic translation initiation factor 3 subunit D
Exons: 4
Coding region: 121-1869 (582 amino acids)
Biological process (GO): translational initiation
Cellular component (GO): eukaryotic translation initiation factor 3 complex; cytoplasm
Molecular function (GO): translation initiation factor activity
Source: RefSeq, a predicted model, not a curated record
CAAUCGAGGUAAUAUGGCGGUCUUUCCGGCACGCGGAUACGUAGGCGGUCGGAUAACCUAUACAUUAAAGACCAAAUUCACCGCGAGUUUCUCAGCUGGCCGUAGAUUGACAGCAGAAAGAUGCCCGUGGAAAUCGAGUCGAACGAGGCGAUGCCAGAGCAACAGCAGCAACAAGAUGAGGUGAACGAGCAGCAGCAGAUGUUGCACUCCGACGGUGAAAACGUCGAGGUCAAAGAACACUUUAUUGCGCCACAAGUACAGAACAAUCCUGAUGGAUGGGGUCCUUGCGAGCUACCCGAUCAAUUCAAAGAUAUACCAUACCAGCCGUUCUCCAAGGGUGACAGAAUUGGCAAGAUAUCCGACUGGACUGGUCCAGCUUUCCAAGACAAGAAGUUUGCAAAUAAGUAUGCAUCGCAGUUUGGCUCAGGAAGUCAAUAUGCUUACUACCAUGAUGAAGAUGAAUCAACCUUUCAUUUGGUUGACACAACACGUGUUCAGAAACCACCUUACCAGCGCGGUAGAUUUGGUCGUCAGAAUCAGCGUAUGCGUGGACGUGGUGGCCGUGGUGGUGCUAUUGGUCAAAUGCAGGCUCUUGGCAAGUUAAAACUGAGGGAGAGAGAUCGCAAAGGACAAACUAAACGCUGGGGUCGCCAGCAAGGUCUUAGGAAUCAUAAAAAUCAACCUCCAAUCAAGAUUAGGGAUGCUUCUGUUACCGUUAGACCAGAUUGGGUUACUAUAGAGGAAAUGGAUUUUCCAAGACUGAGCAAACUUACUCUUCCUGGUGUGAAAGAUGGUGAAGACAUUGCCACCUUUGGUGCCUUGGAAUGGUACGAUAAGAGCUACGACAGAGUCAAUGUGAAGAACGAGAAGCCACUGCAAAGGAUUGACCGUAUUUUCCACACUGUCACCACUACAGAUGAUCCUAUUAUUCGCAAAUUGUCGAAAACUGAGGGCAAUGUAUAUGCCACUGAUGCCAUUUUGGCGACGAUUAUGUGCUGUACUCGCAGUAAUUACUCUUGGGAUAUCGUCAUCGAGAAGAUUGGCAAUAAACUUUUCUUUGACAAACGUGACAACACAGAGUUCGAUCUGUUGACGGUCAACGAGACAAGCGUAGAACCUCCACAGGACGACGGAAACUCUUUGAAUUCUCCAAGAAACUUGGCUUUGGAGGCUACUUUUAUUAAUCACAAUUUCUCCCAGCAAGUACUCAAGUCCAACGAGUUCAAGCACAAGUUCCAAGAGUCUAAUCCAUUUAUCUCGGAAGAAGAGGAAGGAGAAGUUGCCAGCGUCGCCUACAGAUACAGAAAAUGGGACUUGAACAAUGGCAUCACCCUCAUUGCCAGAUGCGAGCACGAUGCCGUCGUAUUGGGACCCAACAACGAGCCCCAAUUCCUAACGAUCAAGGCACUCAACGAAUGGGACUCGAAACUUGCUAACGGAGUCGAGUGGCGUCGCAAGCUCGAUACCCAGCGAGGUGCCGUUCUUGCCAACGAGCUACGUAAUAACGCUUGUAAAUUGGCCAAAUGGACCGUUCAAGCUAUCCUCGCCGGCUCUGACAUUUUGAAAUUCGGUUACGUGUCACGUGCCAGCGUGAGAGAUUCCAGUAAACACGUGAUUUUGGACAUUCAACAGUACAAGCCAUUGGAGUUUGCCAACCAGAUCAAUCUGAACAUGGACAAUGCUUGGGGUAUUCUGCGUUGCAUCAUCGACAUCUGUAUGAAACAGAAGGAUGGCAAGUAUUUAAUCAUGAAGGAUCCCAACAAGCCCAUGAUCCGUCUCUACGAUAUUCCUGACAAUACAUUCGAAAGUGAAGGCGAGGAGGAAGAGGAUGACGAUGAGGAACAAGUAAAAGACGUAUUCCAAAGUUAAUUGUAUUUUUAUCGUUUUUCUCCUGUUACAACCAAUCCUCAUUGAUUCUUUUGUAAGCUCUAUAGCUAGUAAAAGCUGUUGAGAAUAAACCAUUACGAAUAAUUGUAAUUUCACGCAACAAAUCAACUUGUUUUCUUUUAUUAGUGCCAAUUUAAAUACAAAAAACCGU